This is a messenger RNA of Lytechinus pictus (painted urchin), 6683 nucleotides long. Its product is annotated as axoneme-associated protein mst101(2)-like. Bases 177 to 4796 code for a protein of 1539 amino acids. NCBI's taxonomy places the organism in Eukaryota, Metazoa, Echinodermata, Echinoidea, Temnopleuroida, Toxopneustidae. The transcript is spliced from 2 exons. The record is from RefSeq and is a predicted model, not a curated record.
GCCCUCAUAUGAAUGAGUUAUUUAAUUUGACAGAGUAAAAAAAAACAGAAGGGAGAGAGAGAGAGAGAAAGAAAAACUAUUCAGUUUCUGAACUGAUUCAUUCGGUCAACACAUCAACAUCUCCAUAUAUAGAUCUAUGAAGAUCAGUCUUUACAUGUCAAUGCCUGGCAAUAAGUAUGGCAAGUCAAGAGGAUCCUACUGGUCCCUGCCAGUUGUCAGUCAGAAAACGGCCCUUGACGUCAGCAGAGAAGCAGAAGAAGUAUCGGGAGAGGUUGAAACAGUCUCCAGAGAGGUAUGAGCUUUUCAAGCAGUGUGAAGCUAUGAGACGGAGAGACAGGUCAAGAACACACCAACCAACAGAGGAAGAAUUGGCCCUCAAGAGAAUGAAGUCAAGGGAAAGGGUUCGAAAACACAGAUUAAAGAAAAAGCUAGAAGCUUUGACAAAGGAGGAAAUAUUUGAGGAGCAGGUGUGUAUGUCUAUGGAUAGCCUCAGAGGAUUGAUCCCGCCUGAAGCAUUUGAUGUUGAUGAAGAAGUCGCAACAGCAACAAACUUGAACCACAGCAAUUCAAGUAUCCCUGAUUACUUGCCAAGCAAUAUGGAACCUUUCCCAGAAAUGAAUGUACCAGAGUUGAACAUAGGGGAAUACAUCGUGCAUGCACGUGGUGAAAGCAAUAUGGAGGAAUCUGCCCCGAGUACAGUAAAACUUGAGUACGAUAUGAAUCUUGAAGAUUCUUUGGAUGAUUCUGCUCUGGUUACCUGUGAAGAUGCUGUUGUUAAAAGUGAAAUGCAAGAUAAUGGAAAUGUAGAUUAUAUUGAGGAAUCCCCAUCUCAAAUGCUUGCUGGUCGUACAGUCUUAUCUGUUGUAGAAGCGGCUCAAGUAGUGGCUUGUGAAAAGAUUUCAAAGCAAAGGAAAAGGAACAAAAAACCUUUGACCGCUGCUGAGAGGCAGCGGAAUUACAUCGCAAGACUCAAAGCACAUCCAGAAAAGUGGGAAGAGCACAAAAAAAAGUGUAAUCUAAGGCGUAAGAUAAUCCAACAACAGAAAACAAGGAAAGAAUUUGAGUCACAAAGAAAAACAAAGAAGAACCAAAGGAAGAGAACACAGAAGAGUAAAGAGUACCAAACAAAGGGCACUGAUGAUGCUUGUGAAGUUUCAGCUGCUACGGAGGAUAUCCAAAGCAAAGUUCACUCACAUCUCAACAUGAACUUGUCAGAAUUGAAAGUUGAACAGAGUGACCGAGAUGCAUGUCCAACAAGCAGUCAAAGUAAUCAUGUAAAUGGACUUAGAGUUGGCCACAGUUCAGCACCUGUUAAGGGUAUGCAAAAUCAUCCGUCAAUUACAUUCCCCAUGGCGGAGCUUGCCGCAGGCUCGCAUGAACAAACGCCAAAGAGAAGGCCUCUAACGCCUGCAGAGAGGCAGCAGAACUACAGGGCAAGAAAAAAAGCAAAGGCAAGAGAGAGUGAGGAGCUCAAGGCUAAAGAAAGAGAAAAACGUAAAAUGAUGCUGAUAGAGGCAGAAAAGAAGAGACGGAGGGCAGCAGAAAGGCAGAGGGAAUAUCGACGCAGAAAAAAGGCCUUGUCCUUAGCGAAAAACAUCGAAGCAAUUACCACAAAUACAAACUUUAAUCAAGUUGAGAUCAGUACUCAGAAUGUUGAUAUUAGUGGUACAAAUACAGAGAUUCAUGAUGAGUGGACCAGGGAAGUUGAAAGUGAAGUUGGUCAAAGUUCUUUUUAUGGAGACGGAAGUCCAACCAUUGUUGAGAAAAUGCAGAAUCAGUGGCUCGCAUGGCCCCUGGUGUCGUCAUCAUUUGCACGUAGGGAUUUAAUUGGACAAGUAGGACAACCAGCACGGAAGAAACCCAUGACUGCUGCUGAGAGGCAGCGGCAGUAUAGGCAACGACUUAAAGCUAAACCAGAGAGGUGGAAGCAGUACAAAGCAAGAGAAUCAGAAAGAAGGAAAAGGACUCAAGAAGCAGCUGGCCUAGAGCAAAGAAAGAAAACAGUGGAUGAGCAGAGGGAUGAUCCAGACCCAAGCGAAGAGAUGAGAAGUAGAUUGAAUGAAUUGGGAGACCCAAUGGGAGGAUACCUGCUAAGCACUGACCCUCAUCAUGAAUUAAGAUUAGGUCAUAUGGGCGAUUGCCUUGUUCAUGUGAAGGAAGAAGGAGAUUGCUCCCAAGCUAAACAUGACAUAAAUCCAGCCUAUGAAAAUGGACGUGAAUGUUUACAGCCUCCACCACUUCUCGAUAGGUGUCAGAAUGAAUUGCCAGUGAGUCCGUCUGAUCCAUCAUCCAUCAAAGGCAGACCUAGGAGACGGAGGAGAAAGAAGGCUAUGACUCCUGCAGAGAGGCAACGGCAAUAUAGGGCAAGACUCAAAGCAAAUAAAGACAAAGAAUUUGAGGGAAAGAAAGGGAUGGAGGAAAUUCAAAUACCCUCUGGUGAGGCUGCCCAGGAGCAGAGAAGGGAAGCCGAAACAGGGCAGAUGGGUGAUCUAUGUCUUAAAGGUGAUGAGAGUAAUAGAAUGGAUAAACUUGGAGAAACAAGAGAAAAACACUUGAUAAAGACAGAACCCCAUUUUGAUGUGAAAUGUGAAUUUAAUUCAGAUCAGUAUCCAAUGAAUAAACUUGAAGCCAGCAACAAUUUGGGGAAUCUAGAAUGCAGCGUACCUGAUGGGGUUGACCAAGUUACCUCUCACGUGAAGCAUGAAGAACAAUAUUGCUCUCCGGCAAAGCCUGAUGUUGAUCCAGCAAAUGAAGAAGGGAUUGUACAGAGUGCAUCAAGUGACAGUAAAAAUCAGAGUGAACCACUACAAAAUCCUUCUCUUCCUUUAAUUAUUAAAGGCUAUUCCAGGAGACGAUCAAAGAGGAGGAAAGCUAUGACGGGUGCAGAGAGGCAACGGCAAUACAGGGAAAGGAAAAGAGCAAAGCUUGGAAAGGAGGACCAAGAGAAGCUUAAAGUUACAGAGACACCCAAAAGUAUUCAAGACUUCAAAGUGGUGUCUGAAAAUUCUGCUUCCGCAGUGCAUCAACAAGUAACAAAAAGAAUGCAACAAUUGUCAUCCAAAAGAGAAGAAGUAGAAUUAGAUCAAAGUGACAAAAAAGUAGACACUAUUCAGCCCUUAGUUGCAAGACAACAACUGAAUCGCAGAGUUAAAGGUAAACCAAAACCUGAAAUUGCCAUGGAGUCGGUGAAGAGGGUAAAUAGGACAAGAUCUACUGUGGGAAGGCGUAAACAACAGGCAGAGGCCCAGCUUGCCUUUAAAAGAAUGAAAGGAAGGGAAAGAAUGAGGAAAUAUCGCCUCAAGCAGAAGCAAAAACUUCAGAGAGUGGUUGGUGAGCCUGGAGAGUGCUCCAUGCCAAAGAUAGUAGCUGUUUGGAGCAUGAAUCAAGGAACUGAUCAAGGUGUGCAAGAAAACAUCAACCAGAGUUUUAAUGUGCCAGAAACAGGCUCCAGGAUUGUAGAUGAUUUUGCCAAACUAAUCCCAGAAGAUUAUAUAAUGCCAGUAAACCGAAUAGACUCGAGCCAUUUUGAUGGGUACCCAUCUGGUAGUUCAACAUCAUGUAAAGACAUUUUCCCCAAAUUGCCUAUUCCAAAGCUUAAUCCAAAUCGACGUUGCGAAGAGGCCUUUGAAAGGAGGUCCCGUAGGCUGACAAGUGCAGAGAGACAGAGGAGGUAUCGCAAAAGACUUCAACAAGAUCCAGAAAAGUGGGCAGCUUAUAAACGGAAGGAGUAUGAAAGGUAUGUGGCAAAAAAGGCAAUGGCAGUGAAUGAAAUGAACGAGACCACGAAACAGAAUCACCUGAACAUGAGGAAAUGUACGUCAAACUUCAAACAGAGAAAAAGCCUUCAAGAUAAUGCUUCAGACAAUGCUUUGGGGAAGGUAGGAAGUGGUUAUUGUAGGGGAAAACGCCAAGCAUCCCUCAUACCUGGAAAAAGUGCUGUGUUGACGGAAGGAAGGUCAGUGGGGCGAUGUGCGAAAAGUAGACAUACUAAGAGUCCUGAAGAAAUUGAAAGAAUUAGAAAAGCCAACAGGGAACGUCAGAGGCUUUACAGAGCAAGGAAAACGAUGAGACAAAGUAUGCAAAGGACAAGUAUCUUUGCAGACAGGACUGGUCUCCCAGUGCCAGCCGACUUAAUUGCAACAGAUGAAAUGGAGAAGUCUCAAAUCCUGAGAAAAGCAGAACAAUGCAGCGGACAUGGAAUGUCACAGGACAUCGCUGGAAGUGAGUCAUACCGUUCAGCUCAAUACUCAAUGUGUAAUAAUCUCUCCUCUUUAUCGCGCAUUGGUCCUAGGAACUGUGGAAGGCCCAGAUUACCCAGACAAAUAAUGAAUCAACCUCCUGGGAGACCCAACAGAGGAAGACCACAAAGGCAAGUAAGUCUUGAGACAGAUUACGGUCCUGAUGUUGCUCUCGAUAACCGACUAGCGUCUUCUCUAGAAAGUGAGGGAGAUGGAGAAGUGCUUGUAUCAAGUGCAGGAAACCUUCCAAUGGUCAUCAAGAUGCCAUCAGUGAAUGGUCAAAGAUACCCUGGUUUGGAAGAGAUACCAGAGGUGAUUCCUUGUGAUCCCCCAGAAGCUGUCUUUGACUGGGGGAACAUAGACCUUGACCACUUUCAUACAACCCCUGAAGAAGAGGUACCUCUAGACAACAUAGAGGUGAGAGAACCUGCUGCAGGUGAGGGAGAGUGUGUUUAUGGUUCUGCCCGCAGGAAAGCUUUCUUUCCUACAAAGCAUGACUCUGCGGACCUCACGCCUAAUGCUGCAUUGGUUUCUGAGACACUGAUUGAGGAUCCAUAAAUGACACACUAAUUCUGUUUGACCAUUUUCUUGAUUUGCACUCCUUGUUGAUUUUCACCUCAUAGCUGUGGCACAAGAUCUUCUUAUUCUUACAUUUUUUAUCAUUUUUCACAUGAAUAAUUUGGAAAUUUGAAAGAGCACAGGAAUUCAAAUAAUUAUAUACAAGAAUUUUUCACUUUUGCAAUAUUAAUUUUCAACGUAGUGUAACUCCAGGCGAUGGGCUGCUUCCCCGGACUUUGCAAAAUUGCCAAUUUUUCUUUCAUAUGAAAUGAAUGAAUGCGUGAUUUGAUAUUCUAUAUUCUUGCACGACUUUGCAAAGACUUGCCUAGAACAGCCUUUGUACAAUUUUGCGUCAAAUUUUCAUGUUAGUAAUAUUGGGAUGAAAUGAACAGUCCAUAUUGAUAUACAUCCUCUGCAACUCAUUACAGUACUUAACACAGUACGUAGAUACAUGUACAGACAUCACUGCAUUUUAAAAAAUAUUUUGGGGCCUAGGAAAUGAAACUCACAGUAAAAACUUAGUGUUAUGAUUUCCUUUUAAACAUUGAAAUUGCUUUGUUAGAUACGACUAGAAUCUUGUAGAAAAAAAAACAAUGCCAUGAAAAUAGUUUGGACUAGGGAGUUUAUCCUAGUUGUAGCAAAUUUGUUUCUUUGUUUUGUUUUGGGUUUUUUGCAUCAGAGGCAUGUUCAUAAAAACAUACAAUCAUGGUAACGUUAUAACCCUGGCAAUACUUGACAUCGAUAUCAGAUAAGUUUAAUUUGCAUCAAUAUCAAUUUGCAACUCUUUGCAAGAUCUUUUUUAUUCUGAGUUCACUCUGUUUUUGCGCAUGAAAUAUGUAAUUAAUGUAUUUUCAUUGGCAAUGAUAAUCUCUUUUGUGCCAGGGGGCCGUUUCAUAAAGCUGUUCGUAAGUUAAGAGCGACUGGUGAACCUUUCUGAUGAGCUAAGUAAUCCCCAAUGAACAUUUGAUGGUGAAUAUCAUUUACCACAAGGAAGGAUCACCAGUCGUUCUUAACGUACUAACAGCUGUAUGAAAUGGCCCCCUGAGCUUGUAUUGGAAGUUCAAUAUUUUGAACUACACAGUAUAAGAUACAUCAAAGAUGUAGAGUGUUCAACUUAUUGAGUAUCCAAUUUCUUAUUAUUGUGUUUUCACUCCAUGAUACUUGACAGAUUCAAAAACAUAGAAAAUGUAUCGUCAAAUGCCCUUCAUGACAAGGAACAACUGAAUUCUUAGUCUAUCACUGGUGAAUCAAAACAGCAAUUUCAUCUUGGACUCUGGACAAAUGAUGUAUUUGCAUAUUUUAGUCAGCUCCAAAAAUACAAAACUGCUCUUCCUUUUCACCAACUUUCGAUAGUCAUAGAGACCUCCUAGGUGUUCAUUGUCAUUUGACUGGCAUUUGCAAUACAUUUGCACUGUGUUCUUGAAUCUGACGUGCGUCGCGGAGCAAAUACUCCCUAUUGCCAUGGCAAGUAAAAUCGGACAAGAAUAAGUAUUCAUAAUGCUGGUUGGUGGAAUAGAUCAUAGAUCUCAUUCCACUAUUUUCAUUUUUUUUUUGUUCAGAUUUUAUACAGAUGUCGUUACGGUUAGUGUUAAAAAAAGAAAAAGGUCGUUUUUUUCCAUCAUUGCUUAUUGCUCUUAAAAUUCAUAUUCAUUUUUUUAACAGGGCAGAUAAACUAUAAAUCUGGGGAGCAUUUUAUGGAAGGACUUGCCAGAUAUUUCAUUUAAAAGUCACAGUAGUAACAGUGCCUCUCUGCCAAUGAGAAUCAAGGAAAGUUGUUAGAUCUGACAAAAUGUCGGGACGAAAAAUGUUGAGUGACUUUGGAUGGAUAAUGACAUUGUCAGAGAAUCGAAAUGUCUGUCAGAUUAGGACAAUGUCUGUGUGAUAAUG